GCGCGGGUCUACAGUUGAAAACAAGCUGAAGAUAUAAACGUGACGAAAGUUUUCCGUGUAAAUCGGACGUUAGCGCCUCUAGCGAGUUGCGCAACAGUCGCUAGACCUUAACAGCAUUGCAACUUUUUGGCGCCAACUGACAUUCUGACUGCAAGGCGCUGUAUACUCCAAUUCUGUGAAAAUUACGUAGAAAAAUCAGUACGUACGCGAACGACGAUAUCAGAAACAAUUGAUCGUUCGUACGUUGCAGUCAUAAAAACGGUUUUACACGGGCAUUUCUAAACAUAACCUCGGUAUGGUUUCAGUGCCGCCAAGGAAAGCAACAAAACGGUCUGCUGUAGUUUCAUCGAAAGGUCCACGGGAACCGAAGCAAAUUAAGAAAAAACAAAUUACGACACCUGACUUGCGACAGUCUGCAACUGGCGGCGUAUUGUUGGUAUUUGGACAAGGCGAUGUGGGACAACUUGGUUUGGGAGAGGAGAUUGUUGAGAAAACGCGUCCAGCAACAAUUUCUGGAUAUCAAGAUAUCAUAGCCAUAGCAGCUGGUGGCAUGCAUAAUGUAUGCUUGAGGAAAACAGGAGAAAUAUUAACAUUUGGAUGUAAUGAUGAAGGAGCAUUGGGACGAGAUACAUCUGUGGAGGGUUCUGAAACUAAACCAGGUCCUGUCGAUCUGCCAGCCAAAGUCGUUCAGGUGACGGCUGGAGACUCCCAUAGCGCUGCCCUCUUAGAAGAUGGGAGAGUUUUUGCAUGGGGCUCUUUCAGGGAUUCCCAUGGUACUAUGGGUUUAACAAUGAAAGGAAACGAACGAUUCCCAAUAGAAAUGCUACCUAACAUUAAAGUAAUCAAAAUAGCAUCUGGUGCUGACCAUUUAGUAUUACUUAACGAAAAUGGACACGUGUAUACAUGUGGUUGCGCGGAACAAGGUCAAUUAGGACGAAUAGCUCCGAGAGCAGCUAAUAGAAAUACCCGUCGCGGCAUGGGUCCGAUGUUAUCCCCAGAUUUAGUUCAAUUUAAAAUUACGCAAAAAUUAGGAUUCGAUGAUAUCUGGGCUGGAACAUACUGUACAUUUGCUAAAGAAAACCACACUGGAAAUAUAUAUGUAUUUGGUUUAAAUAAUUAUUAUCAAAUUGGCUUAGAAGAUCCAGUGACUCAGUUCUAUCCUCAAAUAUCAAAAAGCUUUAGUGGAAAAAUUUGGAGACAUAUCGGUAGUGGACAACAUCAUACUAUUGCCCUGGAUGAUUCUGGCAAGGUAUUCGUUUUAGGUCGUAAAGAAUACGGUCGCCUCGGACUUGGACCUAACUGCGUAGAUGCAAAGCAAUUAACAGCAGUUCCUGCUUUAAGUUCCUUUAAAUGUGUUGACGUUGCGGCGGGAAGCGCUCAAUCCUUCGCGGUUACCGAGUCGGGAGAUUUAUAUUCGUGGGGUAUGGGAACGAGUGCACAACUAGGUACAGGAGAAGAAGAAGACGUCGAAGAACCUGUACUAGUCAAAGGAAAACAACUGGAAGGCAAAACAAUAGUACGGGUGUCGGGUGGAGGUCAACAUACGAUAGCACUAGCAAUAACUCGUGCAGGAAAAGACGAAACUGCUGACAAAUAAAAUACUUCACUAAACUUAAAAAAAAUCUCUAUGUGAUAGGAAUUUGGACAACGAAAAAAAGAAAAUUUGCAAAAAAACUCGACUUAAAGGAGAAAGUGUAAUUAAAGAUAUUUUUCAUGUUAUACUGUAAUUUUGACAUUCAUACAAGAUACUUCAAUCUGUACAUAAUUUCUUGUGCUACAGAAAUUAAAUCAUUGUGCUUGUAAUGAUUAAUAUAUAAAUAAACAUUUUUCUACAUGUGAAUUAUAUUUUGUUUAAAAAUAUAUUGGUUUGUUUGUUUAUA
Messenger RNA from Hylaeus anthracinus, 1880 nucleotides. It is a transcript of the gene Rcc1, whose product is annotated as regulator of chromosome condensation. Gene Ontology annotation, cellular component: cytoplasm. The transcript has 5 exons. The record is from RefSeq and is a predicted model, not a curated record. Gene Ontology annotation, molecular function: guanyl-nucleotide exchange factor activity. Bases 296 to 1597 code for a protein of 433 amino acids. Lineage: Eukaryota; Metazoa; Arthropoda; Insecta; Hymenoptera; Colletidae.